Leptinotarsa decemlineata (Colorado potato beetle) is the source of this 971-nucleotide messenger RNA. Its product is annotated as NIF3-like protein 1. Lineage: Eukaryota; Metazoa; Arthropoda; Insecta; Coleoptera; Chrysomelidae. The record is from RefSeq and is a predicted model, not a curated record. Gene Ontology annotation, cellular component: mitochondrion; cytoplasm.
UUUUUCUUUGAUAUGUUUGGUUUGAAGUAUUCAACACGUUUUACCACUUAUUUAAAACAAUCCAAUCAUUUAUUGAAUCUGUUUUCCCACAUAUCAAAAGACACUUGCCUUGUUCAUUCUAAGAUACGUUAUUUCAGCCACAACAUGGGCUUACCCCUUUGUGAUGUGAUUAAAAGACUACAAGAGUUAGCUCCUUUGAAACUAGCUGAAGGUUGGGACAAUGUGGGACUAUUGGUGGAACCAACCUCCAACACAAUUAUAAACACUGCGCUGCUUACAAUCGAUCUCACUGAAGACGUCGUAGAAGAAGCUAUUGAAAAUAAAGCUGGGCUGAUUAUUUCCUAUCAUCCUAAUAUAUUUAAGCCUCUCAAACGAGUCACACAGAGCCACUGGAAAGAACGGAUAAUCUCUAAGUGCAUAAGAAGUGACAUAGCAGUGUUCAGCCCCCACACUUCAUGGGAUGCAGUGGAAAAUGGAGUAAAUGACUGGUUAGCAUCUGCUUUCAAUUUAAGAUUCAGCAAGCCAAUUGUGGAGAACUCUGAUGAUCCAACAGGAAAAUCUGGAGUUGGGAGAAUAAUAACGAUGGCCGCACCUUCACCUCUGAACAAAAUAAUUGAGGAUGUCAAAAAACAUAUUGGCAUUCCUCACCUCCGAGUAGGCUUGGCAAAACAUCAGGAUAUGGAUACAAUUAUUUCAUCGAUAGCUGUUUGUGCUGGUUCAGGAGGAUCUGUAUUAAAUGGAGUUAAAGCAGAUUUAUAUCUAACAGGAGAAAUGUUACAUCACGAUGUCUUAGAAGCGACUCAAAAUGGAAUUAAUGUCAUUUUGUGCAAUCACAGUGACUCAGAAAGGGGAUAUCUCAAGAAUUUUCAGCAAAAAAUCCAGUGUCAAUCAUUGAAGGUGAUCGUUUCUAAAGUUGAUAGGGACUGCCUUGUAACUGUGUAAUUUUUUAUUAAAAUACAGCAAAACGUCAA